Molecule: messenger RNA, 16238 nt
Organism: Syngnathus acus (greater pipefish)
Lineage: Eukaryota; Metazoa; Chordata; Actinopteri; Syngnathiformes; Syngnathidae
Gene: pleca
Product: plectin a
Exons: 38
Coding region: 82-15057 (4991 amino acids)
Biological process (GO): wound healing; intermediate filament cytoskeleton organization; hemidesmosome assembly
Cellular component (GO): focal adhesion; hemidesmosome; intermediate filament
Molecular function (GO): structural constituent of muscle; ankyrin binding; structural constituent of cytoskeleton
Source: RefSeq, a predicted model, not a curated record
CGUGGGGCUCGGCAGCUGGAGUCCAUCAGCGUGCGCCUCGCUGCUACUUCCUGACAAGACUGCACCGCGACUCGCGCAAACAUGGACACGCUGACAGCCUGGGUGGCGACGGAUCCGGCCUUGGUUCGGAUCCUGUGGAUUCUGGCACUGGUCCUGGCCACGCUCCUGGUGUGGUUCUUCUCCUUCUGCUGUUACACGUGGAACCGUGACUCCUCCUCGGCUUCCAUGGAGCGCUACCUGGAGGUGAUGGUGAAGCCGCCCGGAUCCAAAGGUCUUCUUCAGAGGAGGAAAAAGCCCAAAGAGAAGCAAGCUGAGCCCAUCCAAGUGAAGGCAAAAGUGGUCAAGGAGCAGAACGCAAACAUGGUCCCAGAUGCAAAGGAGAUGAAGAAGCGUCAAGAGGAGGGGGUCAAGAAGUCAAAGGGGAUGAAGGUGGAGCAGGAGGCGGUCCAGAAGUUGAACGUAAAAGAGAAGGUACUGAUAGUGGUCCAGGAAACCAAAGUAAAGACAGAGAAGAUCAUCAAGAAACCAAAAGCGGUCAAGGAGAAGAAAGAGGUGCUCCAGGAGGCCCAGGUUAUGACUAAGGAGGUGAAGCCACUCCAGGAGGAGGUGAAGAAACCAAAGGCAGCCAAGAAGUCCAUCCAAGAGGUGAAGGAGAUUACGGAGAAGGAGGGCAAGAGAGGGAAAAAAGUAGUCCAAGAGGUCGUGAAGGAGAAAGAGGUCAAGCAGUCCGAGAUCCAGGAGGAAAAGCCCAACAAGAAGGGAAAGGAGCUGAAGGUUGUCCAGGAAGCAAAGGAGGUGAAGAAGCCCAAGAUGGUCAAGGAGAAAGCAAAAGUAGUCCAGCAGGAAAAGGUGACAUUGACGGCGGUCCAGGAGGAGGUGAAGAAGGCAAAACCAGUUAAGAAGGAAAAGGUGAAGGUAGUCCAGCAGGCAUUGACGGUAGUCCAAGAGGAGACAAAGAAGGCAAAACCAGUUAAGAAGGAAAAGGUGAAGGUAGUCCAGCAGGCAUUGACGGUAGUCCAAGAGGAGACAAAGAAGGCAAAACCAGUUAAGAAGGAAAAGGUGAAGGUAGUCCAGCAGGCACAAGAGACAUUGACAGUAGUCCAAGAGGAGGUGAAGAAGGCAAAACCAGUCAAGGUCAGCCAGGAGGUGGUGAAGGAGGAGGUGAAGGUGAUCCAGGAAGUGAAGAAGCCAAAGAUAAUCAAGAAGACGGAGCUGAAAGUAAUCCAGGAAGUGGUAGAGGUGCCACCAAAGGAAACGGAGGCAUCUUCCCUGGAGGACUCACCACCAUCUGGGAAGAAGAGGAGGAAGAGAAGGAGAAAAAGCAAGGCCAUCGAGGAGGUGCAGGACCAGCCCAUGAGGAGGCCUCUGGUCCGGGCGGCGUCGGAGGAGAGCACCGCCGACACGUACCCGCUGGGGGGCUCGCCAUCACCGGGCGACACACUACCCUGGAACCUGCCCAAGCAUCACCGCAUCAAGCGCUCCAAGUCGGCCUCGGGUGACGUGAUGGACCCGGCCGAGCGUGCCAUCUUCCGGAUCGCAGACGAGCGAGACCGAGUUCAGAAGAAGACCUUCACCAAAUGGGUCAACAAACAUCUAGUGAAGCACUGGAAGGCUGAGGCCCAGCGUCACGUCAGCGACCUAUACGAGGACCUGCGCGAUGGCCACAACCUCAUCUCCCUGCUGGAGGUUCUCUCCGGAGAGACUCUGCCAAGGGAGAAGGGCCGCAUGCGCUUCCACAAGCUCCAGAACGUCCAGAUCGCGCUGGACUUUCUCAAGCGCAGACAGGUCAAAUUGGUCAACAUCAGGAACGACGACAUUGCCGACGGAAACCCCAAGCUGACCCUGGGCCUCAUCUGGACCAUCAUCCUGCACUUCCAGAUCUCGGACAUCCAAGUAAAUGGCCAGUCGGACGAUAUGACGGCCAAGGAGCGUCUGUUGCUGUGGUCCCAGCGGAUGGUGGAGGGCUACCCGGGUCUCCGCUGCGACAACUUCACCAGCAACUGGCGCGACGGCAGACUCUUCAACGCCAUCAUUCACAAACACAGGCCCAACCUGAUCGACAUGGGGAAAGUUGGGCGACAGAACAACCAGCAGAACCUGGAGCAGGCCUUCAACGUGGCUGAGCGCGAGCUAGGCGUCACCAGACUGCUGGACCCCGAGGAUGUGGACGUGCCGCAUCCCGACGAGAAAUCCAUCAUCACAUACGUGUCGUCGCUGUACGAUGCCAUGCCCAGGGUGCCCGACGUGCAGGACGGCGUCAAGGCUAACGAACUGGAACUGCGCUGGCAGGAGUACAACGAGCUGGUCACCAUGCUGCUGCAGUGGAUGCGACACCACAUCCUGGUCUUUGAGGAGCGCAAGUUCCCCACCAGCUACGAGGAGAUCGAGGUUCUCUGGCGUCAGUUUCUCAAGUUCAAGGAGACUGAGCUCCCCGCCAAGGAGUCUGACAAGAAUCGCUCCAAACACAUCUUCAAGUCCCUUGAGGGCGCAGUGCAGGGGGGCCACGUCAAGGUGCCGCCGGGCUACCACCCACUGGACGUGGAGAAGGAAUGGGGUCGCCUGCACGUGGCCAUCCUGGAGCGGGAGCGUCUGCUGAGGACCGAGUUUGAGAGGCUGGAGCGUCUGCAAAGGAUCGUCGGCAAGGUGCAGAUGGAGUCGGGCGUGUGCGAGGAGCAGCUCAACCAGGUGGAGGCGCUCUUGCAAACGGACGUGCGACUGUUGAAUUCAGGCAAACCCGCCCAGCACACGGCCGAGGUGGAGGCGGAUCUGGAAAAAGGCGAGGGCAUGAUUCGCUUCCUCUUCAACGACGUGCAGACGCUUAAAGACGGGCGUCACCUUCAGGCCGAACAGAUGUAUCGCAGGGUUUACCGCUUGCACGAGCGUCUAGUGAACCUGCGCAGUGAGUACAACCUGCGCCUCAAGUCAGGCGUGACCUUGUCGCAGGUGGCGCCGGUGCAGGUGCCCAUGACGCAGGUCCACACCUCGCAAGUCCUCCAGCAGGCUCCCGUCAGGCUCCGCCCCGAGCUGGACGAGGUGACGUUGCGCUACGUACAAGACUUGCUAGGCUGGGUGGAGGAGAACCAGCGGCGCGUGGACCAAGGCGAGUGGGGCGCUGACCUGCCCGCCGUCGAGUCGCACCUCGGUAGCCACCGCGGCCUGCAUCUCUCCGUGGAAGAGUUCCGCGCCAAGGUGGAGCGGGCCAAAGCCGAUGAGAGUCAGGUCUCACCCGUGAGCAAGUCGGCCUACAGAGACUACCUGAGCAAACUGGACCAGCAGUACGGGAAGCUCCUGAACUCGUCCAAGUCUCGCCUGCGCCACCUGGAUCAGCUGCACAACUUUGUCACGGCCGCCACCAAAGAGUUGAUGUGGCUCAACGAGAAGGAGGAGGAGGAGGUCAACUAUGACUGGAGCGAGCGCAACACCAACAUGGCGGCCAAGAAGGACAACUACUCGGGUCUGAUGCGAGAGCUGGAGCUGCGAGAGAAAAAAAUGGGCACCGUGCAGGUGACGGGAGACAAGCUGCUGAAAGACGGACACCCCGGCAAGAAGACCAUCGAGGCCUUCACCGCCGCCCUGCAGACUCAGUGGAGCUGGAUCCUCCAGCUGUGCUGCUGCAUCGAAAGCCACCUGAAGGAGAACACUGCCUACUUCCAGUUCUUCACCGAUGUGAAAGAGGCUGAGGACAAGUUGAAGAAGAUGCAGGACACCAUGAAGAGGAAGUACACGUGCGACCGCUCAGUCACCGUCACCAGGCUGGAGGACCUUCUGCAGGACGCUGCCGAUGAGAAAGAGCAGCUGGCAGACUUCCAAACUCACCUGGAAGGUCUGAAGCGGCGAGCCAAGAAUGUGGUGCAGCUGAAACCGCGCAACCCCGCCACCGCCAUCAAAAGCAAGCUGCCCAUCCAGGCGGUUUGCGACUUCAAGCAAAUGGAGAUCACGGUCCACCGCGGAGACGAGUGCGCCCUCCUCAACAACUCACAGCCGUACAAGUGGCGAGUGCUGAACCGCCAAGGCAACGAAGCAACGGUGCCGUCAAUCUGCUUCCUGGUGCCGCCCACCAACAAGGACGCCAUCAACAGUGUCGCCGGAUUGGAUGGGAACCUGCAGAAGCUCCAGACAAUGUGGCAGGGCUUGUUUGUGGACCUGAGGACUCUGCUGUCUUGGCAGUACCUCACGCGAGACAUCCAUAUCAUCAAGACCUGGAACAUCUCCAUGUUCAAGACGCUGACGGUGGAGGAGUACCGGCUGGCCCUGAGAAACCUGGAGCUGCACUACCAAGACUUCCUGAGAGACAGCCAGGACUCGCAGGCUUUCGGGGCCGAGGACCGCAUGCAGGUGGAGUCCAGCUACAAUAAAGCUAACCAGCACUACAACACGCUGGUCACCACCGCCGAACAAGGCUACGUGCCACCCAAGACAGGAGAGCAGGACGAGUCUGUGUGCAGGAUUUACCUGAACAAACUCAAGGACCUCCGCCUGAGGCUGGAGGGCUGCGAGAACCGAACGGUGACGCGACUUCGCCAGCUCGCCGAGAAAGAACCGCUCAAAGCCUGCGCCGUGAAGACCACUGAGCAGAUGAAAGUCCAAACCGAGCUGGAAGGCUUGAAGAAAGAACUGAACUCCAUCACUGAGAAGACGGAGGAGGUUCUUGCUUCGUCUCAAGCGUCCGGCCCCUUGUUGCGCUCCGAACUGGACAGCACGCAAAAGAAGAUGGACCACGUCUACAGCCUGUCGGCUAUCUAUCUGGACAAGCUGAAGGCCAUCGACGUGGUGAUCAGGAACACCAACGAUGCCGAGGAGACGCUGAAAAGCUACGAGACUCGAUUGCUGGCCGUCCACAGAGUCCCGACGGAGGAGAAGGAGGCGGACAAGCAGCAGAGCCAGAUCAAGAAAAUGCAAACGGAAUCUGAAGCAGACCAGGCUGUGUUCGACCGUAUGGCGGACGAGCUCAAGCGGGCGUCAAGCGUCCACGAUAAGAUGACGCGCGUCCAUAGCGAGCGAGACGCCGAGCUGGAACGCUACCGCCAACUAGUGGCCGGCCUGCAGGAGCGCUGGCAGUCUGUGCUGGCUCAGCUGGAGAUCCGAAAACAGGAGCUGGAGCUGCUCCGGCGCCGCAUGAGCUCCUACCGCGACAGCUACGAGUGGCUCAUGCGAUGGCUGGCGGAUGCUAGGCGUCGCCAGGAGCAAGUCCAGACGCUGCCCGUCGGCGACGGAGCGGCGCUGAAGGAGCAACUCGCCGAGGAGAAGAAACUCCUGGACGAGAUCGAGAAGAACAAGGACAAGAUCGACAAGUGUCAGACAAAUGCCAAAGACUACAUUGACUCCGUCAAGGAUUACGAGCUUCAGCUCCUGACCUACAAAGCCCUGCAGGACCCCCCUGCCUCGCCGCUGAAGAAGCCCAAAAUGGAGUGCGCCUCCGAUGACAUCAUCCAAGAGUACGUGACGCUGCGAACCCGCUACAGCGAGCUCAUGACGCUCGUCACCCAGUACAUCAAGUUCAUCACGGACGCACGGCGCCGCCUAGAGGAUGACGAGAAAACAUCCGAGAAGCUGAAAGAAGCCGAGCGGAAGAGGCUGGCCGAGAUCCAAGCUGAGUUGGACAAACAGAAGCAGCUGGCUGAAGCUCACGCUCAGUCGGUGGCCAAGGCCGAGCGAGAGGCCGAGGCUCUCAAGCUGAAGAUGAAAGAGGAGGCUGGAAAGCGACAAGAUGUCGCCGUGGACGCCGAGAAGCAGAAGCAAAACAUCCAGCAGGAGCUGCAACAGCUUAAGAGUCUGUCGGAGCAGGAGAUCAAGACCAAGAACCUUCAGUUAGAAGAUGCUCUGAUAAGCCGGACGAGGAUUGAGGAGGAGAUACGCAUCAUCCGACUCCAGCUGGAGACCACCAUCAACCAGAAGAGCACGGCCGACGUGGAGCUUCAGCAGCUUCGCGACCGAGCCGCCGAUGCCGAGAAGCUGCGUAAAGCUGCUCAGGAAGAAGCCGAGAGGCUUCGGAAGCAGGUGGCCGAAGAGACUCAGAAGAAGAAGAAUGCGGAAGAUGAGCUGAAGCGCAAAGCCGAGGCGGAGAAGGAGGCCUCCAAGCAGAAGCAGAAGGCCCUGGAUGACCUGAACAAGUUCAAGAUGCAAGCGGAGGAGGCAGAGCGGCGCAUGAAGCAGGCAGAGGACGAGAAGCUCCGGCAGGUCAAGGUGGUGGAGGAGGUGGCGCAGAAGAGCGCCGCUGCCCAGUUGCAAAGCACCUCCAAAACCUUCAAUGAGAGAGCCAGCAAACUUGAGGAGUCCCUCAAGAAAGAGCAAGGUACCGUGCUCCAAUUGCAGGAAGAAGCCGAAAAGCUCCGCCAACAGCAAGAGGAGGCCAGUAAAGCUCGGGAAGAGGCGGAAAAGGAGCUGGAGAUGUGGAGGCAAAAGGCCAACGAGGCUCUACGCUUGAGGUUGCAAGCCGAGGAGGAAGCCCAGAGGAAGAGCCAGGCGCAGGAGGAAGCAGAGAGGCAGAAAGUGGAGGCCGAGCGUGACGCCAAGAAAAAAGCAAAGGCCGAGGAGGCCGCUCUGAAACAGAAGGAGAACGCCGAGAAAGAACUGGACAAGCAAAGGACUUUCGCCGAGCAGAUCGCCCAGCAGAAACUGUCAGCCGAGCAAGAAUGCAUCCGGCUGAAGGCCGACUUUGAACACGCCGAGCAACAGAGGAACCUCCUGGACAGUGAGCUCCAACGUCUGAAGAAUGAAGUCAACGCCGCCGAAAACCAGAGAAAGAAGCUGGAGGAGGAGCUCGCCAAGGUCCGAAGCGAAAUGGAUGCUCUUCUCCAGAUGAAGAUGAAAGCAGAGAAGGAGACGCUGUCCACCACGGAAAAGACCAAGCAACUUCUUGAGUCGGAAGUCCUGAAAAUGAAACAACUUGCGGACGAAGCCACCAGGCUGAGGUCUGUCGCCGAGGAGGCCAAGAAGCAGAGGCAGCUCGCAGAGGAUGAGGCGGCCAAACAACGGGCCGAAGCCGAGAAGAUCCUCAAGGAGAAACUCGCCGCCAUCAACGAGGCGACCCGUCUCAAGACGGAAGCCGAGAUUGCCCUGAAGGCCAAAGAGGCUGAGAAUGAAAGGCUGAAGAGACAAGCUGAGGAUGAAGCCUACCAGAGGAAGCUUCUGGAGGAUCAAGCAACUCAGCACAAACAAGAUAUUGCCGAGAAGAUGCAACAUCUGCAGAGCUCCUCAAACACUGAAUUGGAGCGACAGAAGACCAUCAUUGAGGAAACGCUCAGGCAGAGAAAAGUGGUGGAGGAGGAGAUCCACAUCAUCAGGAUCAACUUUGAGAAGGCCUCAAAAGAGAAAUCAGAUUUAGAAAACGAAUUAAAGAAGCUGAAAGCAAUUGCAGACGACACGCAGAAGAGCAAACUGAAAGCCGAGAAGGAAGCCGAAACGCUGAAACGUCUCGCCGCCGAUGAGGAGAAGAAGCGGAAGGAAGCUGAGGAGAAGGUUAAGAAGAUCACAGCAGCCGAGGAAGAGGCGGCGCGGCAAUGCAAAGCUGCCCAGGAGGAGGUAGAACGUCUGAAGAAGAAAGCGGAGGAAGCCAACAAGCACCGAGAAAAAGCAGAGAAGGACGCCAAGCAGCAGGUGAUCCUGGCCAAGGAGGCCGCGCAGAAAUGCAGCGCCGCGGAGCAAAAAGCUCAAGAUGUCCUCAGCAAAAACAAAGAGGGCGACCUCGCUCAGGAGAAGCUCAAGGAAGAGUUUGAGAAUGCCCAGAAACUUGCCCGAGAAGCUGAGAAAGCUAAAGAGAAAGCAGAGAAAGAGGCGGCGCUGCUCCGCCAGAAAGCCGAGGAGGCCGAGAAGAAGAAAAAAGCCGCUGAGGACGAAGCCGCCAAGCAGGCCAAAGCUCAGAAGGACGCCGAGAAACUGAGGAAAGAAGCCGAAAAGGAGGCCACCAAGCGAGCCGAAGCCGAGGCGGCCGCUCUCAAACAGAAGCAGCAGGCCGACGCCGAGAUGAACAAGCACAAGAAGGAGGCGGAGCAAGCGCUCAAGCAGAAGUCCCAGGUGGAGAAGGAACUGUCCACUAUCAAACUGCAGCUGGAUAAAACCGACAAACAGAAGACAGUUUUGGACGACGAGCUCCAGCGGGUGAAGGGCGAGGUCAACGACGCCGUCAAACAGAAAGCGCAGGUAGAGGAUGAACUUUCCAAAGUCCGGAUUCAGAUGGAGGAGCUUCUCAAGCUUAAGAUUAAAAUUGAGAGUGAAAACAAACGUCUGAUGCAGAAGGACAAAGAUAACACAAAGAAGCUGCUCGCCGAUGAAGCCGAGAGGAUGAAGCUCUUAGCCGAGGAAGCGGCUCGCCUCAGUGCCGAGGCCGAGGAAGCCUCCAAACUCAGAAAAACCGCAGAGUCGGACUUGGCCGAACAAAGGGUGCUUGCAGAGAAAAUGCUCAAGGAAAAAAUGCAGGCCAUCCAAGAGGCUACAAAGUUGAAAGCAGAGGCAGAAGAUCUCCAAAAGCAGAAGGACAAAGCACAGGAGGCGGCUAAGAAACUCCUGGAGGACAAGCAGCAGAUCCAGCAGCGGCUGGACCAGGAGACCGAAGGCUUCCAGAAAUCCCUGGAGGCCGAGAGAAAAAGGAAACAGGAAGUGUCAGCCGAGGCGGACAAGUUGAAGCAGAAGGUAAAAGAGCUCAGCGACGCUCAGGCCAAAGCCCAGGAGGAGGUCAAGAAGUUCAAGAAGCAGGCGGAUGAGGCCAAAGGUCGUCUGGAAGACUCGCAACAGAAAGCCACCGAGACUGUGGUGCAAAAGCUGGAGACUCAGCGGCUGCAGAGCACCAAAGAGGCCGACGACCUCAAGAAAGCCAUCGCCGACCUGGAGAAAGAGCGAGCGAAGCUGAAGAAAGAGGCAGAGGAGCUUCAGAAGAACUCCAAAGAGAUGGCCAUUGCCCAACAAGAGCAAAUUGAGCAACAGAAGGUCAUUCUCCAAAAGACCUUCCUCACCGAGAAAGAACUGCUAUUAAAAAGAGAGAAGGAAGUAGAAGAUGAGAAAAAGAAGCUGGAAAAACAGUUCAAGGAUGAAGUGAGCAGGGCCAAGGCGCUUAAAGAGGAGCAGGAUCGCCAACAAAAACUGAUGGAAGAUGAGAGGAAGAAGCUACAGGCCAUCAUGGAUGACGCCUUGAAGAAGCAGAAGGAAGCUGAGGCAGAGAUGAAGAAGAAGCAGAAGGAAAUGGAGGUCCUUGAAAAGAAAAGCAAUGAACAAGAGAAGCUGUUGGGAGAGGAGAACAAAAAGCUAAGGGAGAAACUCAACAAUCUUGAAGUAGCAUCCAAAGAAAUUGUAUCGAAAAGAAAUGAAAUUGAGGUCCAGCCGGAGAAGGACGUCGGGGAACAGUUAGUCUCUGCCACAGUGUCGGUCACAACAAAGAAAGUAUUCAACGGCUCUGAAGUUGAUGGGAAGAAGAUAGAGUCACCUUGGGCCUUUGAUGGAAUAAGAGAUAAGGUUCCUGCUGAGAGGCUUCAUGAGAUUGGUGUCCUGACCAAAAAGGAACUGGACAAACUGAAGAAGGGUAAAGUCUCAGUGCAAGAUCUCGCAAAGACAGACAAGCUCCUCUCGUGUCUUAAGGGUCAGAGCUGCAUUGGUGGCAUCUUGACUCCCUCAAAGGAGAAAGUGAGCGUUUAUCAGGCCAUGAAGGACAACAAGAUCACGCCCGAGACAGCCGCAAUGUUGCUGGAAGCUCAAGCAGCUUCUGGCUACCUCGUCGAUCCCGUUCAAAACAAACGUCUAUCUGUAGACCAGGCUGUUAAGGAGCAGUUGAUCGGCCCAGAACUUCACGAUAAAAUGCUGUCUGCUGAGAGAGCUGCCACGGGCUUCAAAGAUCCUUACACGGGAGACAAGAUCUCCCUAUUUGAGGCCAUGAAGAAAGGUCUGAUUGAGAAGGAGCCGGCCACCAAGUUCUUGGACGUGCAGCUUGCCACCGGAGGCAUCAUCGACCCUAUCAACAGCCAUCGAGUCCCGCUGCAGACCGCCUACAAGCAGGGGCAGUUUGAUGCCGACAUGAACAAACAAAUCCCGGACUACAAGUUGUUUGUGGAACCAAGCACCCAGGAGACGAUGACCUACAAGCAGCUAUUGGAUAAAUGCACCAAGGAUGAAGGUUCAGGGUUGAUGAUUCUACCCGUGACUGAAAAAGCAUCCCAAAGCGAGAGAACCUACACGGACGCUGAGAUGAAAGAAGUGUUGAGCAAGUCCAACGUGGACGUACCCUUUGGCAGGUUCAAAGGAAAGACGGUAACCAUUUGGGAAGUGAUCAACUCGGAGUAUUUCACAGAAGAGCAACGACGAGAGCUGAUCCGCCAAUACAAGACGGGCAAGAUCACGGUGGAGAAGAUCAUUAAAAUCGUUAUCACCGUUGUGGAGGACAAGGAGAAGAACAAUGAGAAUGUGUUGAAUGGUCUCAGGACCUCUGUGCCAGCCAGUGAACUUCUGGAGUCCAAGGUUAUAAGCAAAGACGUCUUCAACAAGCUAAGUAACGGCAAAAUCACCAUCAAGGAGAUCUCAGAGAUGGAUCCUGUGAAGAAAGCACUCCAAGGAACACCUAGCAUCGCAGGACUGUUUAACGAACCCACCAAGGAGAAAAUGCCUUUCUAUCAAGCCAUGAAGAAAGACCUGCUCUCACCCGAGACAGCCAUUAAUUAUCUGGAGGCUCAAGCAGCUACUGGCUUCAUAAUCGAUCCUGUCAAAAAUGAACGGAUGCCUGUCGAUGAAGCCGUCAAGUCCGGCUUGGUGGGCCCAGAACUGCACGAGCGACUGCUAUCUGCGGAGCGAGCAGUCAGUGGCUACAAAGAUCCAUACUCCGGCAAGAAGGUGUCUCUGUUUGAAGCCAUGAAUAAAGGUCUCCUCAAAAGGGACAAUGGCAUCCGUUUGUUAGAGGCACAACUCUCCACCGGCGGAAUUAUUGACCCGGUUAAAAGCUACCGCAUCCCACACGAGGUUGCCUGCAAACGUGGCUAUUUUGACGAGGAAACCAGCAAAACCUUGAGCAAGACCGCCGACGAGACCAAGGUCUUCCACGAUCCCAACACGCAGGAGUAUGCCACCUAUGCACAGUUGAUGAAGAAAUGCAUCUCCGACAAGGAAACUGGACUUCCCUUACUCCCCCUCUCAAAGAAGGCUCCCAAGCCCAAAGAGGAUCAACAGAUUACAGAGGCCAAAACCAAAGAGGUGUUGAACCAGAAUACCAUGGAACUGGACUAUGGACCUUUCAAAGGCAGAAAAGUCACAAUCUGGGAAAUCAUCACCUCAGAGUACAUCACAGAGGAGAAGAGAAUCGAACUGAUCCGCCAGUACCGAAUGGGCCAUGUGACAAUCGAAAAGUUAAUAACAGUUGUGAUGACCAUAAUGGAGGAAAAAGAGUCUCAGGCAAAAGAAAAACUCAGUUUUGAAGGUCUGAGGGAACCAGUUCCUGCUAGCGCAUUGAUGGAUGCUAACAUCAUUGAUCAGGCUACGUUUGAUCAGCUCCAACAAGGCACAAAGACUCCUCAGGAAGUGAGUCAAGAUGAUAAAGUCAAUAAGUAUCUGCAAGGCACCGAGCGCAUAGACGCCAUUGCAAUGGACGGAACAAAUGAAAAACUAAGCAUAUAUCAAGCCAUGAAAAGUAACAUUCUUCAACCAAAUACUGGCCUUGCGCUGCUUGAGGCUCAAGCUGCCACUGGUUUCAUAACAGACCCAGUCAAGAACAUGAAAUAUUCCGUAGAUGAUGCCGUCAAGGCCGGAACCGUUGGCCCAGAGCUUCAUGAGAAACUUCUCGCUGCUGAGAAACCAGUGACGGGAUACAAAGACCCAUACACGGGCAAUAAGAUUUCUCUGUUCCAAGCUCUGAAGAAAGAACUGGUGCUGAGGGAGCAUGCCAUUCCUCUCCUGGAGGCUCAGCUGAGUACAGGAGGCAUCAUUGAUCCUGUCUGUAGCCAUCGCGUUCCUACUGACAUCGCUGUUCAGCGUGGCUUCUUAAGUAAACAAAUGGUUAAGUCUUUCAACGAACCAUCCGGUGACGUCCAGUGCUUCACCAAUCCCAACACUAAUCAAAGUGUCACAUACAAGCAACUUCUAGAGAAAUGCGUCAAAGAUCCAAACUCUGGUUUGUGCUAUCUGUCGCUGUCUAAAGCCGAAGUGGCUCCUACUGCUGAGAAGACCUACAAGUACACCGAGGAGAAAGCCCAAGCUGAUUUAGCAAACACUCAAAUUGAAAUCCCGCACAAGAACUUUGAAGGCAAGACCAUGACCAUCUGGGAAAUCAUGAACUCAAACAUGCUUCCUGAGGAGGAGAGACGUCGCCUCAUGGAGCAGUAUCGCUUGGGGACCAUCACAAAGGACAGAAUGCUCAUCAUUAUCAUUGAAAUCAUUGAGCAAAGGGAGGCCGAAAAGGCUGAGCAGGGCAUGUCGUGCGACAUUAUCAGAAGGAGAAUUACAAUCGAGGAGCUUUACAGCGCUCGAAUUAUAGACCUGCAGACUUACAAUCUCCUGAAGCAAGAAAAAAUGACCAUCAGUGAGAUCAUGGCAAUGCCAUCGGUCAAGCAAUACCUUUUUGGAACCGGUUGCAUUGCUGGCAUCAUGUCGGACACUCCUAGCAAGAUCAGCAUCUAUCAAGCCAUGAAAAAUGGCAAGAUUAAGCCUGAGGUUGCUCUGACGCUCCUCGAGGCCCAAGCAGCAACUGGAUUUAUCAUCGAUCCGGUGAAAGACGAACUUCUCACGGUGGAUGAAGCAGUCCGCAAGGGGCUCGUAGGGCCCGAACUCCACGACAAACUUCUCUCUGCAGAAAGAGCCGUGACAGGCUACAAAGAUCCAUACACCGGAAAAGUUAUUUCUCUCUUCCAGGCAAUGAAGAAAGAUCUGGUUCCUGAGGAUUACGCUUUGAGGCUUCUGGAAGCCCAAAAUGCCACAGGGGGGCUAAUGGAUCCUGAAUACUACUUCCGUCUGCCCGCAGAUGUUGCCAUGCAGCGCGGGUACAUCAACAAAGAGACACUCGACAGAAUAUCUGAGCCCACCGCCGAUGUGCAAGGUUACACCGAGCCCACCACAGACGAAAGCCUGUCCUAUGCUCAGCUGCUGAAAAGAUGUCGGCUGGACAAAGACAGUGGACUGAAGCUGUUGUCGCUAGCGGACAGGAAACUUCUCUUCAAGGGUUUUAGGAAGCAAAUCCCUGCGGAUGAGCUGGUUCGAGCUCAGCUUAUUGACCAAAAGACGUGCAAUGAACUCAAUCAGGGUACCAUCAGCGUGGAGGAGGUCAGCAGGGAACUGAAGAAGUACCUCGAAGGUGUCAGCUGCAUUGCCGGUGUCUUUGUGGAAUCUACCAAAGACUGCUUGUCCAUCUACCAAGCCAUGAAGAAAAACAUGAUCAGACCAGGAACUGCCUUUGAGCUUCUCGAGGCCCAGGCUGCGACUGGGUACGUGAUUGACCCCAUCAAAAAUCUGAAACUAAAUGUUAACGAAGCAGUGAAGAUGGGUGUUGUGGGUCCAGAGUUCAAAGACAAACUACUGUCGGCCGAGCGGGCAGUCACAGGUUACAGGGAUCCCUAUUCUGGCAAGGUCAUUUCACUGUUCCAAGCCAUGAAGAAGGACUUGAUCUUGAAAGACCACGGCAUCCGUUUGCUAGAGGCUCAGAUUGCCACAGGUGGAAUCAUUGACCCACAGGGGAGCUAUCGCUUGCCAGUGGAGAUGGCAUAUGAACGUGGCCUCUUUGACAAAGAGAUGAACCAAAUCCUCACGGACCCGUCCGACGACACUAAAGGCUUCUUUGACCCGAACACAGAGGAAAACCUCACUUACCUCCAGCUCAUGGAACGAUGCAUGACGGACCCUCAAACAGGGCUUGCUCUCCUAUUGCUGAAAGAAAAGAAGAAAGAAAGGAAGACUUCCUCCAAGUCAUCCGUUCGGAAACGCAGAGUUGUUAUCGUCGAUCCGGAGACUGGCAAGGAGAUGUCAGUGUAUGAGGCCUACCAGAAAGGGCUCAUUGACCACCAGACCUAUUUGGAGCUAGCAGAGCAGGAAUGUGAAUGGGAGGAAAUUACCAGCACUUCAUCUGAUGGAGUUGUAAAAUCCAAGAUCAUUGAUAGGAGGUCUGGAAGACAGUACGAUAUCGACGAUGCAAUCGCAAACGGCCUGAUUGAGAAAUCGGCUCUGGACCAGUACCGCUCUGGAACUCUAUCCAUCACAGAAUUCGCAGACAUGCUAUCUGGAAAUUCCAGUGGAGUUAGAUCACGGUCAUCCUCCUUUGGAUCCACCUCCUCUUACGCUUCAAGUUCGAUGCCUUCCAUCAAAACACCCGCUGUCCCAUGGAAUGACCCCACCGAGGAAAGUGGCCCCGUUGCUGGAAUCUUGGACACGGAAACACUCGAGAAGGUGUCUGUCACCGAGGCCAUCCACAGAAACCUUGUUGACAACAUAACUGGUCAGAGGUUGCUGGAAGCUCAGGCCUGCACCGGAGGAAUCAUUGACCCAAACACUGGUGAAAAAUUCUCGGUCACAGAUGCAGUGAACCAAGGGCUCGUAGACAAGAUCAUGGUGGACCGAAUCAGCCUCGCGCAGAAGUCUUGUAAUGGAUUCGAGGACCCUCGGACUAAGACCAAAAUGUCAGCGGCUCAAGCCCUGAAGAAAGGCUGGUUGUACUCCGAGGCCGGCCAGCGGUUCCUGGAAAUCCAAUAUCUGACUGGUGGUUUAAUUGAACCGGACAUCACCAGCAGAGUCUCACUGGACGAUGCCUUGAAAAAGGGCACCUUGGAUGCUCGUACCGCACAGAAGCUCCGUGAUGUCAACACACACUCAAAGUACCUCACAUGCCCCAAAACCAAACUCAAAAUCUCCUACAAGGAUGCGUUGGACAGAAGCAUGAUUGAGGAGGGUACUGGUCUCAGGCUUCUGGAGGCGUCCUCCCAGUCUAGUAAAGGCCUCUACAGUCCGUACAGCAGCAUCAGCGGCUCGGGCUCGGCUACUGGCUCACGCUCGGGCUCCAGAACCGGCUCCAGAAGAGGAAGCUUUGAUGCAACCGGGUCCAGUUUCACCACCACCUUCUCCUCAUCCUCCUCAUACAGUUCGCCAAGUUACAGCCGCAGAUACUGAGGAUGAAUUAUAAAGCCACCGAGAUGCCUUCUGCUCUGCAUGUGGUCGUUGCAAGUUUUUAAGUGUUUAAUUAUUGUACAACUUAGAUUUCUUUAUAUACGUUCAUCCGUGUACAUUUUAUGAUUUUGUUUAAUCACUGUUAUUGACAAGAAAUUAGCUUUGAGUGCAACACUACAACCGAAAGAACAUACUCUGAUCGUCGUUAGUCGAGCCUUUUAAAUAGUCGAAUUUUCUCAUUUCUCCAAUAUUGAAAGUUAACGGCCACUUCGCAGAGCAGAAUCAAGAAUCUCGGCAAGGCCGCUGACAUGAAGAAUGUCUCUCCUAUCGCUAAGCUUCAAGAUCUUUGUCCUCCAUCGUGGUGCUGUACACCUACUAAACCACAGCUUGACCCCCAUUUCUGACAUCUCUUCCUAAAACCUGGACUUUGAACCCCAUGGGAACCAGAAAGCAGCACAUUCCCAUGCACUGGAAGACCGUCAACACAGCAACCUGACUUUAUAGACUCUUGACACCAAAGUAACCCAAGUAGUCGCUGCUUCUUCGGACCUUCUCGACUGACACCGCACCUCCAGAGAUCUUCACCUGGACUGAACUUUCACUGUAGCCGGAAUUUAUGCAAAAGUUACUCUCGCGACUAACCCUGAGCUGUUAGAAAAACCCUUGAAGUGCCUGCAAAAAAAAAAAAAUGCGCCAAGAUGUUUAAGGCGGUUGUUGUGUAUUAUAAAAGACGGUUUUGACGCUUGCAUGACUGAACGAACCGGAUGCGAUCAGGUAUGUCUCACACAUGAAUGUUCAUAUUGACGUGACUGUAUGUACUGUAUACGCACCACUGCUGGAAGCCAAUAACAGAUUCUAUUUAGUUCUUCAGCUUUUAUUUACAACCAUCCUCCAUGUUUGUAUUUUUUUUUAUGUUAAAGCUUCUUUGUAAAACAAAGCCUAAUUAUCUAGCCUAUAUCCUUUUAUUUUCCUACACAUUAUAUUUCUGAGUUGCAUGAUUUACUAACAUAUAAAAAACCCAAUAUGAAUUGGGUUGUACCCUUUAAAUCAUUUGUUGUAUUAUGAUGAUGAUGAUGAUGCACCAAAGGGGUUUGAAGGAUAUAUAUUUUGAUGCGCGGUGUAUUUAUAUUAAAAAAACGCUGGUAAGGAAUUGAGUUGCAAUGUAAAUAAAUAAGGACAAGAAA